ACAACCAAAGGGUUUUUUUUUCAACGAACAAUAUGGUCGAGAACGGAAUUGUACGAACUGUGAGACGUUCGAGAACCGAGCUUCGACUGUAAUAUUGUUCAGAUGACACUGCUGUUGUACAACCCUGCCCGCUUAUUGGCUGUCAGUAAAUCGGAGUGAAAGUGAAAGCAAAAUCUGUCGGUGAUCGGAAGCCAUCACUGUGCUGAGUGUCCCUCGGAAGAAAUGGCGGCCAGGUCCUGUGUGCUGGAAGUGGAGCUCACCUGUCCUGUGUGCUACGAAAUCUACAGGGAUCCUGUGGUCCUGAAGUGCAGCCACAGCUUCUGUAAAGUCUGUCUUCAGCUGUCCUGGGGAGAUAAGGACUCUCGGGAAUGUCCAGUUUGCAGGAGAAGGUCUCCAAGGGAUCCUUCCUGCAACCUAGUCCUGAAGAAUACAUGUGAGGCUUUCUUACAGGACAGAGCUCAGAGAUCUGCAGCAGCUUCUGGCGGUCACUGCCAUCUGCACAAUGAGAAACUCAAGCUCUUCUGUCUGGACGAUCAGACACCUGUGUGCGUCGUCUGUCAGACCUCAGCGAAACAUGAAAAUCACAAACUGCGACCCAUACAGGAAGCAGCAGAAAAACACAAGGAGGAUCUUAAGUCUGCACUGAAACCUCUGCAGGAGAAGCUGGAAGCUUGGAAUAAAGUACAACAGACCUGGAACAAAACAGCAGAACACAUCAGGACUCAAGCUUGGUACACAGAGAGACUGAUAAAGGGGGAGUUUGAGAAACUUCACCAGUUCCUAAAGGAUGAAGAGGCGGCCAGGAUAUUUGCACUGAGGGAGGAAGAGGAGCAGAAAAGCAACAUGAUGAAGGAGAAGAUUGAGAAGCUCACAAAAAAUAUAUCAUCCCUCUCAGAAACCAUCAGAGCUUUAGAACAGGAGCUGGGAGCUGAAGGCGUCUCAUUCCUACUGAAAUAUAAGGAAACACAGAGAAGAGCCCAGGGCCCAGUGCGGGAUCCAGAGGAGGUCUCAGGAGCCCUGAUUAAUGUGGCCAAACACCUGGGCAACCUGAGCUACAGGGUGUGGGAGAAGAUGCUGGAGAAGAAAGUGACUAAAUACACUCCUGUGAUUCUGGACCCAAACACAGCAGAUGUCCGUCUGACACUGUCUGAAGAUCUGAUCGCUGUUACAUGGAGUAAUGAGAUGCAAGGUUACCCUAAUAACUCAGAGAGGUUUACAUUGGGCGGUGUGCUGGGAUCUGAGGGAUUCAGCUCAGGGAAACACUGCUGGGAUGUAGAUGUGGGGGAUGGAAUUACCUGGAGGCUGGGUGUAGUUAGAGAGUCCAUCAACAGGAAAAGGGUUUACCCUCUGGUGCCACAAGGGGGUGCAUGGUGUAUAGAGCUUCGUAAUAGUAAAUACACAGCAAUGACCUCACCACCAGUCCCUCUGUCUGUGGGGAGGAAACCCCAGAUGAUCAGAGUGCAGCUGGACUGGGAUGGGGGAGAGCUGUCAUUCUCUGAUCCCAGUGAUAACACUCCUCUCUACACUUUCAAGUACACUUUCACUGAGAGGCUGUUUCCAUUCUUUGGUACCGGGGAUUACAGGGUUCCUCUCAAAAUGUGCCCAGUAAAUGUUUCCAUUUCCAUCUGAGCACUAAAAUUAUAAUGACAAUUAUUGUGUGUUACAUUGAAAAUCAUAUUUCAUUUUUUUUUACAAAAAGCAGAUUCAUAUUUUUUAUAAUUCAUGUUUUAGUGGAAAUAAACUGCUUUUUCAUAGUGGAGCUAGACUGGGGGUGUCAUAUAUCUCCCUGCUAAUUUUCCAUGGCCUCUGUGGAAGGAAAAUUGCAGUAGGGCAGGGGGAGGUGCAUAGUGGGAUUGUUGUCAGUGUCUUGGGCAAGAAGAAUGUGUAUGUGUGUGAUCCUGAAGUGGGAGCUGAAACUGCCUGUUUGUGAACAUAAUUGGACCCCCCCCUGCUGAAAGAGUGGGACGUACUAGGCUAGGCUGCUCAAUUCUGCCGAGGGAGAUAAUGGGAAAGCAGUCAGAAAUAUCCAGAGGAGACAAACAGGCAUAUCUUCUCAUGCAUUAGCUAUAUAUCUGUUUCAAGCACCCUAUGGCCUAAUGAAUGUGCUGUAAUUAAAUAAAUGAAUGGACCAAAUAUAUGGUGAGACGUGGGGGGGGGGUUUGAUUUGCUUGAUUGCAUAGUGUUGUUUAACAUGGGGACAUGUAUGGGGUUAGCAAGGGUGGGGCGGCCCUGGUGGUGACUGGUGAUGGGCCUGAAGGAACAUAAGGAGAUGCAGAGGUGCACAUGAUCAUCACCUGUGAGGUCAUCACGCACUCCGCAGGCAGACAGGAGUCCCUGGUUCAGACCAAUGGGGCUGCAGAUUGGAAUUGCGGAAAUGUAUAAAAUCGGAGUAUUUUCCGUGGUCGGGGGUUCGCUUUCCUGGAAUGGUGAAACUCUGUUUCUUUGCUGUUACUGUAACUCCGGGGGGG
Brienomyrus brachyistius is the source of this 2468-nucleotide messenger RNA. Its product is annotated as zinc-binding protein A33-like. The coding region runs from base 223 to 1629 and encodes 468 amino acids. The transcript is spliced from 6 exons. Gene Ontology annotation, molecular function: protein binding; zinc ion binding. Lineage: Eukaryota; Metazoa; Chordata; Actinopteri; Osteoglossiformes; Mormyridae. The record is from RefSeq and is a predicted model, not a curated record.